Molecule: messenger RNA, 1011 nt
Organism: Drosophila hydei
Lineage: Eukaryota; Metazoa; Arthropoda; Insecta; Diptera; Drosophilidae
Product: neuromedin-U receptor 1-like
Exons: 1
Coding region: 1-1011 (336 amino acids)
Biological process (GO): G protein-coupled receptor signaling pathway
Cellular component (GO): plasma membrane
Molecular function (GO): G protein-coupled receptor activity
Source: RefSeq, a predicted model, not a curated record
AUGGAUACAUACAUAUAUGAUUAUAAUUCUUGCAGUCCCAUUAUCGCCAUCUCCAGCUACAGCGUGGAGCCGUAUGGCGAUGGCACCGAUGCCCCCGUCUGCACCACGGCCGCUGAUGGCUUUUGGCCCAUCGUCUACUUUGUGGGCACCAUCACACUCUUCUUCUUUCUUCCCUUUGGCAUAUUGGUGGUGCUGUAUGCAGCUAUCGCGUACAAGUUGCUGCGUCCAAAUAGCGCGUUCCACAGACCCACCUCGCCGCAACAUCAGCUAAGCCAACAGCAGCAACAUCAGCAACAGCAGCAGCAGAUGUCCAGCUCAAAGGGCAGCAGCCAUCAGCAGAGCAAUGGAAUGAGGAAACAUCGUAAGCAGGUGAUCUUCAUGCUGGUGGCCGUUGUCUCUAGCUUCUUUGUCUGCCUUCUGCCAUUUCGCGCCUUUACGCUGUGGGUGAUCACGGCCAGCGCAGAAGAUAUGCAGCAGCUGGGUAUUGCGGGCUAUUACAAUCUUUUGUACUUCUCACGCUUCAUGCUCUAUCUGAACUCGGCCAUGAAUCCAAUACUCUACAAUUUGAUGUCGUCCAAGUUUCGCAGCGGCUUUUGGCGUCUGCUUUUGAGUUGCUUUGGACAGCGAUCGCAUCAUCAUCAUCAUCAUCAUGGCUAUUAUCAUUAUCCCACUUUGGCCGGACGUAUUCAAAGGCAGACUACGCAUCGCCAGGACCAAGAUGCUAACGGUGAGGGGGAGGGAGAAGGUGCCACUGUGCUCAAUGCGGGACAAGCUCAACGGGUACGUCGUACGCUACGCCGUGAGGCAACCUUUCUGAUCAACUCCAUAUCCACGUCGUCGGGCACUGAACGCAACACUUCCUCCACCUGGCGCAGCAACAGCCUCUCCACUUCCAUAGGACUUGGUGAACGAGAGAGGGAGCGAGGACUCCUUGGAGCCGCCAUAAUUGGCACCACGGCUGCCACAGUUACGACUGCCUGUCUGCAGGAGCGAAACGCUAGCAUAAUCUGA